Molecule: messenger RNA, 3420 nt
Organism: Osmia lignaria (orchard mason bee)
Lineage: Eukaryota; Metazoa; Arthropoda; Insecta; Hymenoptera; Megachilidae
Source: RefSeq, a predicted model, not a curated record
UCGGGAAAAAUUUAGUUCAAAUUGUAGGAAAUAAAGCGAUUUGUGGGUUGCAGGGCUAUAAGGGAAGCAGGGUUGUAAGAGGAACAGACAUAGGGCGAUAUCAAGGAUUGAAGAGUGUAAGGGAUGGAAAGGUGUAAAGGAUAGUGGGAUGUUAUGCAUACGGAGACGUGAGGGACGCAGGGAUGUAAAGAUGAUAGAGGAGUAAAGGAUGCAAGGAUAUAAAGAAAGCGUGGAUGUAAAGGAUGCAGUGAUGUAAGGGAUGCAGGCAUGUAAAGGAUACAGGGAUGUAAGGGACUAAAACCCCACUUUCGAUAACUAUUUAUCUAUGUAUAUAUUUGUUUCCCUCUGAGGGUAAUUAAGGGGUGCGUUUUCUCACCCUUUAUCCGCGGGGGUGGCGUAUUCUAGGAACUAUUGGUUGGCGGUGGCACCUUCCCCUCCGCUGACUUUGAUCGCCAUUUUCCCUACGGGGACGGCAUGCGCGAUCGAGGGUGUAUCUGUAGUCACUGGUUUCAGUCAUAUUCGUACUGACUUUUUGAUACGAUGAAGUAGAAAACAAUAUAUUAUUUAUUAUGUAAUGGUUGAACAUUAUACAUAAUGGCUUUCAAGGAUUAGGAACUAUAUAACAUUACCUAUUACUUUUAAAGUAUUUCAGGAAAAUGUUGAUGAAUGCAAUGAAUGUUAAUCUUGAAUUUUUAUUGUAUGGGAAAUAAUUUGUUUUCUUUCGUGCGACAUCUUUAAAUUCAAACAGCGUGAUAAUAUAUUGUCUGUCAACGUAAUCACGUGUAAAUACGUAAUUAUAUUUUGAAGCAUAAAACCAAAUUUAUUUAGCACCAUGCACUAUUAUUUUUAUACUCAUUUUGUAUAGUAUGGGAUUUGUAAAACAUUAAUAAAAAGGUUGACUUCAUUUGUUUAUAAUAGGUGGUAAAAAUAAGUUAUUUUGUACACACCACAGAAAGACUGUUAUUUAAAAGAAUAUCAUUGUAUUUUCUACAUUACAAAUUUUGCAAACAAUGCUUUAAUUUAGAUGCAUCUAUUAUUUUAUUUGUAUUUAAUAUUGUUUUAUCAUUAAUAAGCAAUAUACUCCUACAGAAAUGCUGAUGAUAAUUUAAUAACAUAGGUAGAUUAGUUUGUAAGGGAAUGAUUCUAUUAGAUACUACAUUUAAUAGGCAUAAUACAAUAUUAUACAGAGUAAGAUAUGCUUGCUUUAUUUAAUCAUAAUUCUUUAAGCAUGUUCAAAUAGGAUUGCAGUAUGUAUAGUAUUUCAUCUUAAAGUGCACAUGUACAAUAUUUUAAAGGAGACAGUGCAUGAAAUUGUCCCAAAGAAGAACCAGAAAAAAAUGUUGUACUGGCUGAACUUGCUAGUAGCCAGAUCUAAUUUAAUUUUCACAAAAAUGGAACAUAUAAAAUCAAGGAAACAUGAAUUUAAAUUAUAUACAAGAAAAUCAUCAAAUGAAAAGACAUAGUAAACUUUUAUAUCGAUAUGGAUAUUUUCUAUCAAUGCUUUUCUGUAUGAUACUUGCAUCUAUUAGACCACACUUUGGCAAGACAAAUGGUAUUUCUUAUAAAAUUAUUGUAUUUAUAGUUAAGAACAAUAUAUAUAUUGUUAUUUUUAUAUUGCAUAUUUUAGGUAUUCUCAAUGGGAAUGUUAUCAUUCGAUAUUUUGCUGUGCCUUUAACAUAUCUGGAAGCAGGUUUAUUAUGUGAUCCUAAAUCACUAUAUUCAACAUUAAACAAUGGCCCUCUUUUAAUAUUUACAAUGAUCUUUAUAUACAUACUAAUGCCAUUUUUAAUGAAGAUCGGUGUAUAUUUAUUAGUAUACGCCGAUGUUAAUAUAUGGCUGUUAAAAGGAAUGGAGGUACUUUACUGCAUGCCACCUCCAUUCAAUACAAGUUUUGUUCUAUGUAGAUUGGCAAAAGCAGACUUGUCAACAAGUAUUGUGAUAACUUUGGUAUCUCAUUUCGGAGGAUUAUUUAUAUCUCCUAUAUUAUUAUAUUUUGUGUUAGGAGCAUCUACACCUCCUCUGGUUGGUGUAAACAUCAAAGAAACCGUGUAUAGUACAAUUAUACCAUUAAUCAUUGGUAUUACAAUUCAAAUUGUUAUUUUAAAGUAUGAUUUUUGUUUCAAAGUUAAAUCCCCAUGGUUUUCUCAAGCAUUGUUAUUAGCUACAGCGUAUCACUGGUUUUGUGAUGCAGUCUUAGUGGAUGCAUCAUCUUUACAAGCCACUGAUGUAUUACUGUGUGUAUUAAUAGCUUGCGUGGGACAACUCUUUGUUAGCUGCUUAUGUUGGAUUUUGUGCUCUCAAUGGUUACCUCGGGAUAUCGUACUAGCUACACUUUUUACAAGUACUCACAAAUCAGUCGGUCUUGGCAGUUGGAUUUUACGUGGUGCUUAUCAUGGUUCAGCUCAUGGCCCAGCAGUGAAUUUACCAUUAUGUAUACUACCAGUUGCACAAUUAUUGUUGGGUAGUUUAUUGGCUAGUUGGUUGUCUCCAUAAUGUAAAAAGUCUCACAUGUAAAAUUUAAACGAUGUUAUUUAUAUUUUAUUCCUUGUUACAAAUUGCAUGUAUGUACUAUUUAUUUUUUUAAAUGUAAUUUAUUUUCCAUUUUCUUAUGUGCUGUUUGAUACAUGUCUCAGUUCGUUGCUCUUAAAACAGUACAAAAAGUACAUGCUACUUUUACAGUAAUUUUGAUUCUGAAAUACUGUACAACGAUUUACUUAAUAUUAUUGAAGAAAGAAGAGAUUAUUUUAAAUACCACAUUAGCUAUAUUAGAAAGAAUAGUUUAUAGGAAUGGAGUAAAAAAUUGUUUUUCUUGACAAAAUAAAUCGAUCUUUUUAUUCUUAUUUCAUAAAUUGAUACCGAAUGUAAGUAAAAAAAAUUAGCUAUAUAAAAAAGUUGCCUUAGUAACUAGUGUUUGAAUUUGAAAUAAGAGAAAUUUCUUAAGUAAAUUACAUUUUUAGAACGUAAUAUUUAAAACUAAAUUGUCUGCAUCAUUGAACUUUUAAAAAUAAAAUACUUAAUAAAAUAUUGGGUAGGAUUUUACUUGGAAUUAUUUUCAAAAUGUAUCAAAUAAGUUUAUUUCUAUGUAUAACGAAAUGCCAAAGGCAUUAAAACAUAGUCUGUGAUUUUCUUUUUUCUAAGUUUCACGUACAGUGCACACGAAAUUUGUUUAUUGCAGAAUUUAAUACUUACCUUGGAAAUUAAUAUUAAGAAUUUGUAUGUAACAAUUAUAUAUAUAUAUAUUAUUUUUUCAGUAUAUAUUGAAACAACUAGUGUAAAAUUAUGCACGAAUAAAGUUUUCAAUUCUAAUCAACUUAGUUUCAUUGACAUUUGACAGAAAGAAAUCAUGACAAUGAUACAUUACACUGUACAUCAUUACAGAAACAAUUUUAAAUAGUACAUUAAGUGAAAGUAAAAAAAAAA